This is a messenger RNA of Rhodotorula graminis WP1, 2717 nucleotides long. RefSeq lists its product as uncharacterized. The record is from RefSeq and is a predicted model, not a curated record. Gene Ontology annotation, molecular function: RNA binding. Lineage: Eukaryota; Fungi; Basidiomycota; Microbotryomycetes; Sporidiobolales; Sporidiobolaceae. Bases 1 to 2643 code for a protein of 880 amino acids. The transcript is spliced from 7 exons.
AUGGCCGACCUCGACACUCGCUUCGACCGCCUCAAGCUCGAUCAGGGACAAGACGGUCGCCCGCAGCAGUCGGGCAACAACCUCGGCGUACCCGGCCAAGGCGUCAGAAAGCAACGCUCGCAACGCUUCACCGUCCCGACCGCCCUCAACUCGCACUCGCACUCGGCACCUUCGCCCGUCCCUCCUCUCCCGUACCAGCCUCCUCCUCUCCCCGUCCAGGCGCAGAGCGCCAACCUGUUCCACCUCGCCGAUCAGCACCAGCACCAGCAUCAGCAUCAGCAGCACGGCCUCCCUCGCUCCUUCUUCCCCGCCGCGCUCGACGCGCACUCGCACUCGCUCGACCCGUACGCCCAGUUCGCCUCGUUCCCGGCGCCGCCGGUCUCGGCCACCCUCGCCCCCGAGUUCCUCGCCUCGCCGACGGGCAUGAGCCCCUACCCGGGCCCCGCCUUCCGCCCGCCGCAGUCGAGCUUCACGGGCGCGUACGGCGGCGUCGGCGGCGCGGGACAAGGGUUCCUCGGCGCGCAGCAGCAGUACCAGGCGCCGGGCAUGCAGCAGCAGUUGAGCGCCGGCAGUGCUGGGGGAGGGAGCCGCUUCAACAACGGGCCGGUGCCGCACGUCGUCGAGGACCUGGACGAGGACAUCAUCGAAACGGCCAUCGUCAUCAAGAACAUCCCGUUCGCGUGCCCCAAGGAGCAGCUCCUCAACAUCAUGUCAUCCCUUGCGCUCCCUGCGCCGUUCGCGUUCAACUACCACUAUGCGCCGGAGGACCCGACCUCUUUCCGCGGCCUCGCCUUCGCCAACUACCGCGACGGCCACGAGGCGGGCGUCGUGCGUGCCGCCAUGGACGGCCUCGAGAUCAUGGGCCGCAAGCUCCGCUGCGAGUUCAAGAAGCAGCUCAAGCCGGGCGAGAAGGAGGCCAUCGAGCGCACCAAGGCUCUCAAGCGCAUGCGCUCGGCCCAGCUCCUCGCCGGCGGCGGCGGUGGCGGCGGCGCGCCCGACUUUGGGUGGAACCGCCGCGAGGCGAGCGCGCCGGGCGGGUACGCCAGCGGCGGCAUGGUCACGGGUGCUUCGGGCGGCGGCGGUGGAGGCGGGGCAGGGUGGAACGCCGGGCUCGGCGUGAGCGCGGGCGAGGACGGCAUCGAGGACUACGGGCGGCCGCUCGCGUUCGGCCCGGGCACGCACCUCGGCGGCGCGUCGUCGGCUAUGGGCACGGGCCUGUCGCCCUCGUCGGCGCCGUCUCGCGGCGGGCCGCCGACGUCGUUCGGCCAGCGCGAGUUCGUCCCGGCCGGCGGGCCCCAGCCGCCGCACCACCCGCAGCAGCAGUUCCAGCACCAGCGCCAGCACUCGCACCAGCACGUCGGCCACGAGCGGCAGCACUCGUCGCACGCCGGCGCGACGCACAUGGAGCCGUCGUACUCGUCCGAGUCGGCCUCGGCGUCCGUGUCGGCGAGCCCGCCGAGUAGCGACGUCGGGACGAGCGUCAGCCAGCGCAUGGAGCGCGGCACGGGCAGCGUCGACAGCGAGGUCGGGACGGUGGCGACGACGGCGAGCGUCGGGACGGCGGCGGGAGGCAAGAACGAUCUCGACCUGAACGACCCGGCGACGCUCGAGCUCUACUCGCGCGUGCUGCUCUUCCAGGGCGACUCGCUCCGCGACGAGCUCGCCUUCUCGCGCUCGCUCUCGUCGCAGCAGCGCCGUACGGUCCACCUCAUCGCCAAGAAGCUCGGCCUCGAGCACCGCAGCCUCGGCGACGGCGAGUCGAGGCACGUUGUCGUCUACAAGCCCGGGACGGCGCCGCCACCUGAAGCUCGUCGACCUCUUCGCGGGUCCGUGUCGACCGCCGCCCUGCGCCGUGUCGCCUCGCGCGACGGCUUCCACCCGCCCUCCUCCUCGAGCCGCCACAACUCGUCCUACCUUCCUCCUCCCCUCCCGACGUCCUACCUCGUCCCCUCGCACACGGGCGGCUCGUCAAACGGCUCGCUCGCGACGAGCGUCGCCGGCCUGCGCGGCAAGAAGAGCAUGCCCAACCUGAGCGCCCAUGGCCACCAGCAGCACAACGCGCACUACGGCGGCCUGCGCGGUCACGCGUCGUCGAGCGAGGAGGACAGCCGGUCGCCGUCGCCGAUCCCGGCCGUGCCGCCCAUGCCGACGAGCAUCUCGCUCUCGGCGCACCUCGCCGCCUACGCGAGCGGCAACGGCUACGCGUCGGCCGCGUCGCCCCUGUCGUCGUCGCCGGGCGGCGCCGCGAGCGGCGGCUUCGGCAGCGGCGCCACAGGAGGCGGGACCAACGCCGCGAGCGCCGCCUUUACGCGCCGGUCGUACUCGAACCUGCGCUCGAUGGCGGCCUCGCCGGCGCGCGACACGUCGGCGUCGUCGCAGCCCCAGUACGCGACGGUCGGCCACUCGAGCUACGCCGCCGUCGGGUCGCCGUCAUCGUCGAGGAGGCGCGAGAUCCCGUCGGUCCAGGGCCUGUUCCAGGCGCACGGCAUCGCCGACAAGGACGCCUCUGCCGCCGUCACUGCCCCGCCGUCGCCCUCGCGCGAUCGCAGCAACGGCUACGGCGCGGCGCCGGGAACGGCGACCGCCGCGAGGCAGCCGAGCGGGCCCGGGUCCGAGGUGCACGACUGGCGCCGGCGCGCCUGAGCGCGCUCGACGACCACGAUGGCGCCGUGUAGCCUCUUCCUAUCGUUUUCUCUCUUCCUCUCUGUCACUCUCUC